This is a messenger RNA of Drosophila bipectinata, 3949 nucleotides long. It is a transcript of the gene kay, whose product is annotated as transcription factor kayak. The record is from RefSeq and is a predicted model, not a curated record. NCBI's taxonomy places the organism in Eukaryota, Metazoa, Arthropoda, Insecta, Diptera, Drosophilidae. Gene Ontology annotation, molecular function: DNA-binding transcription factor activity, RNA polymerase II-specific; RNA polymerase II cis-regulatory region sequence-specific DNA binding. Gene Ontology annotation, cellular component: nucleus. Gene Ontology annotation, biological process: regulation of transcription by RNA polymerase II.
GACGUCACCCGAUGGUGGAUAGCGAAGCGAGCGGUCUGUUGCUGUCGCGCCGCCAGUUGCCAGUUGCUCAGUUUCAGUUAUUCAGUUAUUUUUCGCUUUUUGUUAAGGCAACGCGACUGCAGGAACGCCAGCGGAAAGCCACGCGGCCGUCUCUCUCUCUCUUUCUCAUUCUCUCUCGUGUUAAUCAGUCCAACCUCCCACCACCCACCCCCUCUAGCGUGCUCUCCCGCUCGCACACCCAGAGAGCUGCCUUAGAGGAAGCGAGACCGACAAACCAACAACAGGCGAAAACCUUAUUAUUAUUGUAGUUCCCUCCCAUUGUUGUUGUUGUUAGACUUAAUUUUUUAACACUUUCACGAGUGCAAACCAAGAACAUUCCCAAAAAAACAAGAUACAGAUACAAAAAGAAACAGUUACAAACUGUCAGUAUAACUGUGACUUCGCGUUAUCUGGUUGAAAAUCGAGUGAGUGUGAGUGUGGAACGUCAAGAGCGGCGCCUCAAAAGCCACCAGAAAAAUUUUUAGGAAAACAAACCGAAAAGUUCCCCCCCUAACCGAAAAAAAGAGAAAAUAUUACGAAAUAUUCCAACAAAGUCGUACGAAGUUCAAAAAGCGAAACGGUGACGGGCGAUAAAACGUCAGCGGUACGAACGGUGGAGCGGUAGCGGUCUACCAGUGGUGCGCGGUGUCGAGUGGUGCGGGGCGUGGUCCCCUGUCUUUAAUCUAGAGAAUUCUCCAUCGAGCGGUUACCAUUUUUAGCGUUAAAAGACAGCUGGUAAAACGCAAACUGCAGGCAAAUACAAAAAAAAAAAACAAGAAAAGAAAGAGCACCCCAGCGCCCAGAAGAAAAGAAAAGAGAGUGCCACGAGGAGAGAGCCGACAAGCCACCCGCACAUGUAAAUUUUUGUUUGUGUUCGCAAUUAAGAGGCGAAAACAAUAACAAAAACCACAAUGAAAGUUAAAGUCGAACGCACAACAAAAAAAGCCGCCAUAACAAAGGCAACCGCACCGGAAGAUUCCAAGAUCCCGAGGCCCGGCGACCCCGAGGAGGAGGAGGAGGAGCCGGAGGCGGAGUCCGCCGGAGAGGAGCUGGACGAGCUGAAGGAAGCCCAGCAGUUGGCGGAGCAGUUGUCGGGACAAAUGGACUUUCUGACAACCGAUCUAACCACAACAACAAAGAUAGUCGCAACACCAACAACGGCAGCCGUUCGCAAUCUUAUCCUCGGCACCUUCGAUGGCAUUCAGUUGGCUCCAACGCUGACCACGCCCACGCUGACGCCCACAACAACGCGCAGCCUGCAGGAAGCCUUCUUCGAGCUGACCAACGACCCAGUGAGCACUCCAUACCAGGCCACCUUCAAGCCACCCCCACUGGGCCUCAUGCCCGGCGGCAACACUGGCAACGGAGUGGUCAACGCCCCGACCACCACAGCUACGGCCACCUUGGUGGGCGUGGUCAAUCCCAUGAUCAGCCAGAUUCCCUUUGAAGUGAACAGCGGGCUGCAGGGAACCGAUUCCGACAACUCCAACGGCUCCUGGGCUGAUGGGCAGAACAAUGAGGAUCAGGACACAACAGAUACUUCAAGUGCCCAUACGGACAGCACCUCGUACCAAAAUGGCAUGGUGGGCAGCAGCGUCAACGGUGGCGGUGCCAACAACUUUACCAACGUUUUGGCGGGGAUUGCCGGAAGGGGAUCCUCCCAGGCGAGCAACACGAAUACCUCAAACAGUGCCACGCCCGCGCGUCGCGGAGGCGGCAGACGUCCCAACCGGAACGCCAAUAUGACGCCCGAGGAGGAGCAGAAGCGUGCAAUACGCCGGGAGCGGAACAAGCAGGCGGCGGCCCGAUGCCGCAAGCGGCGCGUCGACCAGACCAAUGAGCUCACCUACGAGGUAGAGCAGCUGGAGAAGAAGGGCGAGGGCCUGAAGAAGGAAGUGGAGUCGCUGACGGAGGUCAAGAACCAGCUGGAGUUUUUCCUGCGCGCCCACCAUUCCUCCUGCCAAAAGAUCCGCACCGAUCUGCUGAGCGUGACCACCUGCAACGGCUUGAUUGCUCCGGUCGGCCUCCCAAGUGCCGGCAGCUGCGACAGCGGCGCAAGCAGCCAUCAUAACAACAACAGCAACGACAGCAGCAACGGCACCAUUACGGGAUUGGACGCCACUCUGAACUCCACCGGUCGGAGUAACUCGCCGCUGGAUCUCAAGCCCCAGAUUAAGGACGAGCCGCUGGACGGUGGCCUGGACUCGAGUUGCCUUUUGGAUCAGGACGGCCCUCCGCCCAGUAAGCGAUUCGCCUUGCCGCCCAUGUCCACGCUGAUGACGCCCACAGGCGUCUCGUCCGGAUCACUGCAAACGCCCAUUGUAAGCACGGCGCCCGUGGGCUUUGGUAGCGCCUAUCCCAUCACCACCCCGAAGGGCAGCAUGAACAGUCCCACGCUGAACGAACUGAACAAGCCCAAGGAGCGGCCCACCACGCUGCCCGUGCAACGACCCUUCGUCCCACAGAUGCACCUGAACCUGACCAGCAACCACAACAAGAUGCCCGGAUCGGGACCGACGCACAUCCAGGGCGUGCCCAUCCAGACGCCAACCACGGGCUUCAACUUUGAUUCCCUGAUGGACGGUGGCACCGGACUGACGCCGGUUUCGGGGCCGCUGGUGCCGUCGCAGAACAAGCAUCCCCUGGAGCUGCCCACGCCCACCGCCGAGCCGUCGAAGCUGGUCAGCUUAUAACCGGACAGGGGCCGGGACAGAUGCUGGGACCGGGCCGGGUGAAGUCCGGAGAGGAGUCGAGUCAGGAUUAAGUUAAGUUUUAUAUAAUUGAGAGUAGCGAUUAUAUUUAUACUUGCUAACAAAGCGAAAGAAAACCAACAAAACAUUUUUCUAGUUGUAGGAGAUGUUUUCAUUUUGUAAUUUUAAACCGUAACGAAUAUUUUGUUUUCGUUAACUUUAAUGUUUUUGUAUUAUUAUGAUUAUUAUGGUUAAUUUAUGAUUUUGCUAUGUCUUUUUACAUACGCCGAGCUACAUAUGUUAUGUACUUGUAAUUUGUGCAAUUUUCAAACCUUUUCAUUUGCGUGUUGUAUAUUUUUUCAAAAAAUAUAAAUGCGACGAUCGAAGCGACGAUGCAUAAUUAAUGCCAGGCACCCCCCAGGAUUCGAGCGCCAGCGCCCGGAUGCCGGGCGGGGUGUGGUGUGGUGUGAAUGAUAAGGGUAAUAUGAUGUGUAGAUUUGAAGGAUGCGUUGUGAUAUUUAUUAUAAAAACAAAAAAACAAAAAAACGAAUACAAAAGGAUAACCAUUUAAACGAAAGUAGAAAGCAAAACAGGAGCAGUAAACAAAGCGUGUAAUGAAAAGAACUAAGUCGGUUUUAAAAUUGUACAUUUAAACGGAAUGCGUAAAGAAGGUAUAUAUAUUAAAAUAUAUAUAGAUUCAAACUACAAACUAAAUACAAUGCCUUGAGAGAGAAUUAAGAAAUGCAACCACUUUAUAUAAAUAUAUAUAUAUAUGUAUGUUUAAAGCUAAACAAUAAUCGCGUUGAGCAAGGUUUUAUAUUGAGAAAAAAGCAAAGCAAAAGCAAAUGUGAAAAUGAUAUAAUAUACUUAUUGUAUUCUGUAAGCUGCAGUAGGAAACCCCAAAUAUAUUUUUACUAAACGCAACGAGUGCGCUAUUUUCAAAUACCAUUUAUAAGAAAUGACAAAAGCAAAGCAAUUAUUUAAUAUAACUAUGUAUUAUCUAAAAUAUGAUUAUUCAAAAUCAGGUCAAAUCAACUCUCGCAAGUUUCCAUAGUGAAUUCUAAAUAUAUUUCGAAACUGUUAAAAGAUCUAUCCAAUUGAAGCCAGGUCCACUGAGUCUAGUGGCCACAAAUUAAAUGCACUUAUAAGGACAGACAACACCAAAAUUGACAAGGAAUGAAAUAAAAUAAAAUAAAAAUACCGAAAAACCUAAAAAUAAA